Molecule: messenger RNA, 842 nt
Organism: Trifolium pratense (red clover)
Lineage: Eukaryota; Viridiplantae; Streptophyta; Magnoliopsida; Fabales; Fabaceae
Exons: 4
Coding region: 120-482 (120 amino acids)
Source: RefSeq, a predicted model, not a curated record
UAUGGUGAGGGUGUGCACCUGCACACCCUGAAAUUUAAAAAUUUCCAUCGAUACACCUAUGUUUUCUAAUUUUGACCACCCUGAAUUUAUUUUUUUGCACUCUGGACCCAUGACACCCAAUGUCUGAAGACCACACUCAUAAUACACUUUCACACUUCUCUCUAAAAUUGUUUUCUCUCGUCUCUCUCAACCGCAACCCUCAAUCAACGACCACUAAAUAUCAACCAGCGGCGGUGGGUGCUCCAAUUUCUCCGUCUCCCGUCUCAUCUCUCUCGUGCUUCUCAGUUUCUGCUCUCAACUUUCUCCAUUUUCAACUUUAUCAGUCUGUCGUUUUUCUGCGAUUUUUGUGUGAUUUCUCUCCUUACUCACCACCACAACCUUUACUCUCGAAGAUUCGAACGGGGAAGACAACCUUAGCAAGGAAAAACACAAAUGCAUAUCAAGUUAUACUUAAAUGGUCAAUUCAGUUUAUCAACUAUUGAAGAUAGCGAGCGAUGAUUUUGCCUGUUGCUGCAGCAACCGUCGAACGUUCCUUUUCCGUCAUGACGAUUGUGAAAACUAGAUUAUGCAAUCGUAUGGGGGACAAAUGGAUGAAUGAUUGUCUGGUGACUUAUAUUGAAAGCGGUGUGUUGGAGCAAAUUGAUGAUGAGCCGAUUAUUCAAUGAUUUCAGAACAUGGAUUCGUGUAAAGGACACUUAUAAAGAAUGUAUGUAGUUGUUUUUGAUACAUUAUAAAUUGAGUACAAUGUAAUUUUUUGAGUAUAUGAUUUUUAUAUGUAUGAUUAUACUUAUUUGGCAAAAAAAAAAAUUUUUUGCACCCACUGAGCCAGGAUCCUGGAUCCG